Messenger RNA from Chara braunii, 2321 nucleotides. The record is from the annotation of a GenBank genome assembly. Lineage: Eukaryota; Viridiplantae; Streptophyta; Charophyceae; Charales; Characeae.
GGCAAGGGGCACGUGCGCAACAUUCACACGCAGGUCCGAGCGGAUGCUCCUGGGAGGACGUCAGACUUGCAUUCUCCAGAUGCAGAGACUCACUGGGCCGGUACUCCGAAAAUCCUCAAGGUCCGCUGCCAGGGCGACACGUAUUCGCUUCGAGAUGGGACGAGAAGAUAAUCCGGCAGAUAGGGGCAAGAGGUUGGAUGGAAUGAGGCUGAAGGGAUGGACGCUGUGCACGAAAGCUCUGGCGGGGAGUCGACUUCUUCGGAGAAGAAGCGCGAGCGACAGAGAAGAACAUGUAGUCGAAAAGAGGCUGUCGAAGGAAGAGGGUGCGACGACAAGUAAGAAAGCGAGGAGGCCCAGCGGUUUAACCAUCCGCGAGGGACAAGUUAUGGGUGUAGGAGAUUCGGCUCAUCCAGGCGCUGCUGCCGCUUCGGAGAAAUCCAAAAGAAAACUCGCAGCCGAAGAAGACGAUGGCCAGAAGAAACCUCGGCGGAGGAGGACUGCUGAGGCGGCGAGCGGUGGCAAACGGGUUGUCGGUAGGCAGUUCGACGAAGCGGCAGCGUUCUGGCUCGAAUACGAGCGGAACAAUAACGGUGAGAUCGUGGAGAAGGAGCUCCCCGUUCAACUGCUCAUCGACCCCAGGAAGGUCUGCAACAUCCCGGCUUGGGAAAGAUAUUACAACCACCGCAGUCUCAGUCGCGAUAGUGUGGAGGGCAUCAAGAAAGCGAUGCUAAGGCAGUUCCGCGAGGAAAAGAGGAAGAUCUGGACGAAGAACCCUUUGGUUUUGGCACCCAUAUACAAGCGGGUGGCGCGUAGGCCGGAGAAAGCUGAGAGGGUUCACAAAGAUGUCUUCAAGCCAGAGGACAAGGACAAGUACUUCUAUUACCCUGUCAACGGACAACACACCGUGGCUGCUGUGAAGGAGUUGGAGGGUGAGCCAAUAUUCGACUUGUGGAAGAUCCACUCGUGGCCGGCGAGAGUUGUCUGGUUCUCUGACGAGGAAUUCGCGGGGUAUUUGCAGGUCCCGCCGCCUCCGACCAAAACGAAAAUGCAAGUGGACGACAAAUUUUUCGUGGUCGUGAAGGAACCAGACACGUUCUGUUGGCACUGUCUCGCCGACAUGACCGAUGUCGAGAAACUGUCGAUCCUCGACGACAGUCUCGCACUAAGGGGAGUCUUCGUGCAAUCGGCAGGCGGGCAUCUGAAACGUCAACAUAAGCCUGGAAUUAAAGACCGGGUUGCGACGAGGAAAGUGGACCGCAUGAUAGUCCGCAUGUUCCACUAUAUCUUGUUCUUUGAAACGGAGGAGGACGAAGAGGGUUGGCGCUACGGGAGCCAUUUUUUCCGGACCGAGGGGCAGCUUCUGGCGGAGUUCGGACCGCAGGGCCUCACGAAACAGGUGUGGGUCAAACUGCGAAGGCAUUUCCAGGGCGCGGUGGAAAACGAGAAUACUUGCAAACGCACCCUUCCACACGAGGAGUCCCUCGACGACACUAGGAAAAUGUACGAGCAUGACAGGUUCCCUCGCAGCCUAUGGGAGGACGGCGGCGUGACAAGUGUACGUGGACCUGCUUAUGGGGACAUGGAGCGGAACCCGUCCCAUUUACUUGGUCGAAUCGAAAACUUUUGCACAGCUGGGCAAACUGUUUUUUUCUUUGGGAAGGAGCAUGCGUCUGUCGUGUGGGAGCUCCUGCGCAACGGUCAGAAUGUCGUCGCGUUGGAGGACAAGGCGAACAUGAUCGAUUACCUUCAUGAGUUCGUGAAGACACACGUGGCAGACCCUCGCAAUUACUGCUCUUUUGUCCAGACCACCGGCGAACGGAAUUGGGAUCCCAAACGUGACAUGUAUUGGAAAUUGCCAGCGAACAAAAGGACGGAGGUUUGGGACUUCCUUUUCCAACCCGGACCUCCUGCUCAGACCGACCUCGAAUACAGUCGACGGAGAAACUUGGUGUUCGGUGUGCUGAAUGGGUACCACGAUGCACCCAGGGAGUCUGUCUCGAAUUUCCUCAGAAGGCUGGAGCACGUUAACUUCUUGAUGGCCGAACCGCUCACCCUCGAAAACUACAAGGCGCAGUUUGACGAGGAGGACCCUUUCGACGCUGAAGACAUGGAGGAGGUGAGCGACUCCGAAACCUUCGAUUUCGAGUCCAUGCCACUUCCUCGGGUGGUUGGACAGGUUGGUGAUGAAGGGGAAGGUGGUCCUCAGAGAUAUAGCAUGUCCCUUGCCGGUUUGAAUCGUGUGUUUGGACGGGAAAGAGUCGACGCAUUGAUUUCAUUUCACGCUCGAAUGUCGUAUUGACGGAUAAAGAUGCACCACAAUU